AUGCGCACCAGUUCGCUUCUCGCGGUUACACUGGCUGCUUUAGCCGCUGGCGAGAGCACCACCACCGUCGGCUAUUUCGGGUACAACGCAGGACUCGGUAAUGACAUCGGUCCCUUCGCCUUCUCUAGCACUGGAGCCAGUGUUGCUGGCAUCAAUGCGGUCGCUACCACCUACGAAAUUAAGUGUUUGAGCGAUGCACCGACAUCCGAGUGCCAGAUCCAAUCGAAGCAUCCCUGGACCCUCAUUCAGGGUCCUUCGACCUACAACUUUGCGGCUUCUUUCACUUAUACAAGAGACGAGAUAACCGCGACAUAUAUCGAGACAGCUGAUUGCUCUUUCACUAGCUACUCUGAAUCGGCCUCUUGCUCAUGGAGUUACUCGGCCACUGGCUCUUCAUCUGGUGGCAAUCUUGCCUCUUCUACUUCUUCUUCCACCUCGAACAUCCCGACUGCCUCGGUCACUUACUGGGAACUGGAUGUCACUGGCGGUGUUGCCUCUUACACUGCUCCUCAGGCAACCAAGACCCCUGAUGCUGCUGCUGCUCUCGCGAAGCCUUUGAUCACCGCUGCACCAAUGUUCGCUGUGGCUGCCGCUGCCGCUGCCAUGUUCUAA
Penicillium pulvis is the source of this 612-nucleotide messenger RNA. RefSeq lists its product as uncharacterized. NCBI's taxonomy places the organism in Eukaryota, Fungi, Ascomycota, Eurotiomycetes, Eurotiales, Aspergillaceae. The record is from RefSeq and is a predicted model, not a curated record. Bases 1 to 612 code for a protein of 203 amino acids. The transcript has a single exon.